This is a messenger RNA of Microtus ochrogaster (prairie vole), 983 nucleotides long. RefSeq names its product trafficking protein particle complex subunit 2L (gene Trappc2l). Gene Ontology annotation, biological process: endoplasmic reticulum to Golgi vesicle-mediated transport. NCBI's taxonomy places the organism in Eukaryota, Metazoa, Chordata, Mammalia, Rodentia, Cricetidae. The record is from RefSeq and is a predicted model, not a curated record.
UGGGCGGGGCCUGACCCCCUCCGAGUCACAUGAUGCGGCGCACGGCCUGCCAAUAUGGCGGUGUGCAUAGCGGUGAUCGCCAAGGAGAAUUACCCUCUGUACAUCCGCAGCACUCCCACAGAGGAUGAGCUCAAGUUCCACUACAUGGUGCACACGUCCCUGGAUGUGGUAGAUGAGAAGAUCUCGGCCAUGGGGAAAGCACUGGUGGACCAGAGGGAGCUGUACCUGGGCCUGCUCUACCCCACUGAGGACUACAAGGUAUAUGGCUACGUGACCAAUUCCAAGGUGAAAUUUGUCAUGGUGGUGGAUUCCUCCAAUACAGCCCUUCGAGACAACGAGAUCCGCAGUAUGUUCCGGAAGCUGCAUAACUCUUACACAGAUGUGAUGUGCAACCCCUUCUAUAACCCCGGAGACCGCAUCCAGUCAAGGGCCUUUGAUAACAUGGUAACUUCGAUGAUGAUCCAGGUCUGCUGAGCUGGACCUACGCCCCAGUCGCCUGGAAAAGAAGCCUGUGUUAACCCUGUCUGAUGAUUAUUUAUUCCCCUCCCUCUCCCUGACUGUAACCCGCGGGCAGAGCUGUGUGCCUUGUACCUUCCCACUAAAGUCCUCCCAUGAUGAGAUCGGCUCUGUCCUGUAUCAGCAGGGAGGGCUCAGCUGAGGACCUGAGAGCUGCUCUCUGAGACUGCGACCACAGCCAGGUGUCCUGAGGGAGAAUCCUGAGUACAGGAGCCUCCGGACCACCGUUGUCUGUGUAGGUGGGUGGUCCAGACGGGUACAGGGUAUGGGGAGCCCAGAGCCAGCUCCAGAGCAUGGAGGCAAUGCAAGGCUAACACCACACAAAUUCCCUCUUGGGCAAGGGCCCUCAGUGUUCUGGCCCCAUCGUUCAUUUGGCCUGGCAUUUGUGCCCAACCCCGGCCUGAGGAGGUGGUAAAAUCUGUAAAGCUUUAUGGAACACAGCAUUAAAGCAGCUGCCAAGUAAGAAA